Molecule: messenger RNA, 1551 nt
Organism: Medicago truncatula (barrel medic)
Lineage: Eukaryota; Viridiplantae; Streptophyta; Magnoliopsida; Fabales; Fabaceae
Exons: 3
Coding region: 159-1091 (310 amino acids)
Biological process (GO): response to desiccation
Cellular component (GO): cytosol
Source: RefSeq, a predicted model, not a curated record
UAGUCCUAGAUACUUGUGGCAAAAUCUGGGCCGUCAAUGAACUGAUGGCUCUCAUAAUCUUGAUCUCCCACUGUUCUUUACUGUUUUAAGCACCUCUCUGAUCUCUCUCUCUCUCUCUCUCUCUCUCUCUCUCUCAGUUUCAUUUCAAUCUACCAGAGAUGUCGACAUCGGAUAAACCAGAAAUAGUGAAAAGGGGUGAAGAACAAAAGGAAGAUGAUGGAAAGGGUGGAUUUCUCAAUACAGUGAAGGGUUUCAUUCAGGACAUUGGAGAGAAGAUUGAGGAAACAGUUGGGUUUGGGAAACCAACUGCAGAUGUUUCGGCGAUACACAUUCCUAAAAUUAAUCUUGAAAAAGCAGAUCUUGUUGUUGAUAUUCUCAUAAAGAAUCCGAAUCCGGUGCCAAUUCCCCUAAUUGAUAUUAACUAUUUGGUUGAGAGUGAUGGGAGGAAGCUAGUUUCGGGUUUAAUACCGGAUUCCGGUACAAUUCAUGCACAUGGAGAGGAGACUGUGAAAAUUCCUGUUACUUUGAUUUAUGAUGACAUAAAGAAUACAUAUGCCGAUAUUCAACCAGGAAGUAUCAUUCCUUAUAAGGUGAAGGUUGAUCUCAUAGUUGAUGUUCCUGUGAUUGGAAGGAUCACUAUACCUUUGGAAAAAACCGGAGAAAUCCCAAUUCCAUACAAGCCUGAUAUUGAUCUUGAGAAAAUUCAGUUUCAGAGUUUCUCUUUUGAAGAGACCGUUGCUAUUCUUCAUUUGAAGUUGGAUAACAAGAAUGAUUUUGACUUGGGACUCAAUGCUCUUGAUUAUGAGGUAUGGCUUGGUGAUGAUAGGAUUGGAGGUGCUGAUCUUGCAAAGUCUGCAAAAAUUGAAAAAGGUGGGAUUAGUUCCAUUGAUAUUCCAAUUACCUUCAGGCCGAAGGAUUUUGGGUCAGCACUUUGGGACAUGAUGAGAGGAAAAGGUACAGGAUACACUAUGAAAGGACAUAUUGAUGUUGACACACCAUUUGGAGCAAUGAAAUUGCCUAUUAGCAAAGAAGGCGGUACUACCCGUCUCAAGAAGAGUAAGGAAGAUGGUGGAGACGAUGAUGAGGAUUGAGGAAUAAGUGGCAGCAAGUUAUCAGUAUCAGUUCUUAUAUUUACUGCUUAGAUCCAUUAUAAAGUUAAGUAAAAUGGACCUGAACUUAGAGGCAUCACUUCUAAACCUGAUAACCAUUUGUGCAUCUUGAGAGAUCAAGUUGUGACGUUUGAAAUAGAUGAUCCUGUCAGCGUUCAUUGUGAAUAUCAGUUGCAUUUUGGAUUUCACUCUUCUUCGAGCAUGGUUCGUGUUUUGAGUACGUGAUUCAUGUUCAAGUUCACGACAUCCUCGUAGCACUACCUUGUCACGGGUUUUAGAUGAACAUUGUGUGUUGGUUUGUGCCUCUUUUAUUUCUUUUUUUGAGGGAGGGUUGUUGUUUGCUUUGUCUUGUCGAAUUGAUCGUAAUACUCAAUAGUGUGUAAUCUGUAGAAGUUAUUCAAACUUUAAUAUAUGAUAUGUUACAUAUUUUAACUGUACUGCA